AUGAAGUUGCUCUCUCCUCCUCACUCCCCUUCAACAAUCCUUCUCCUUCUCCUCCUCUGCUUCCAUGGCGCUGUCGCCUCUUCCAACUCUUCUUCCUCCUCCACUUCAAAAAUCGGCCAAGGCUACCGCCUAAUCUCCAUUGAAGAAACUCACGACGAAGGAUUCCUCGGCCACCUUCAAGUCAAGCAGAAGAACAAAAUCUAUGGCGCCGAUAUCCCCACGCUCCAGCUCUUCGUCAACUCGACGCCAUUGGCGAAAUUGGCUCGGGUUUUCAGGAAACCUUCCAGAUACGCGGUCGAGAUCAAGGAGCCCGGAACUCACAUGGCCCGAUUCCACGUCCUGGUUGACAAUUAUGUUGCUCUGAGCAACUUCACUGUAUCAGACACUCUGGUAAAGGAGUAUUUGGUCUGGGUUAGUCAGAACAAGCUUGUUAUCACGAUUGUUCCAACCCAGAAGGGUAAAUUAGGGUUCGUAAACGCAAUUGAGGUACUUUCUGCGCCUAAGGAUCUGAUUCCGGAUACGGCUACCCUUGUGAGGGAUGGCGAGGAGACGAGAGAGAGCUAUGGGGAAUUGAACUACUCCGGAUAG
Linum tenue is the source of this 588-nucleotide messenger RNA. The record is from the annotation of a GenBank genome assembly. NCBI's taxonomy places the organism in Eukaryota, Viridiplantae, Streptophyta, Magnoliopsida, Malpighiales, Linaceae.